Molecule: messenger RNA, 2022 nt
Organism: Malassezia restricta
Lineage: Eukaryota; Fungi; Basidiomycota; Malasseziomycetes; Malasseziales; Malasseziaceae
Product: serine/threonine-protein kinase BUR1
Exons: 1
Coding region: 1-2022 (673 amino acids)
Biological process (GO): protein phosphorylation
Cellular component (GO): nucleus
Molecular function (GO): cyclin-dependent protein serine/threonine kinase activity; ATP binding
Source: RefSeq, a predicted model, not a curated record
AUGCAACGAGACGAAUCAUCGUCCAAUGCACAGCUUGAAGCACGUCCAUCACGCAGUGAAGAGACCUCAAAUCGAACAUAUGAUGAGCGCAGCAGGUCUCGAUCUCCACCCCCUCGCACCGGAGGCAGUGUGUAUGGCGAUCGACGCUCACCCACUCGGUCUGCUCCGCUCAUAGAUCGAAUUCGUGACGGUCCACCUCAUGGCCGCAGACGCCCAGAGGACUGGGCGGAUAGAUCUCGAGAUGAUCGCGGAAAGCGAAAUUGGAGCUACGACGAGGAUCGGCCGUACUCACGGCGCGAAUACUCGUACGAACGGCCACGUCCUGCGCCGUAUUACUUGGAUGAUGCAAAUGGUGGUGACUCGCGUCGCGAUGAGUUGGAGCGUAAUUGGAAAGAAAGACAACGUCCCCCGCGCGAUGAUCAGCGUCGGUGGCCCCCUCGAAACGAUUUGCGUCGUGACGACUUUCGUCGUAGUGACACUCGUCGCGAUCAUCAUCAACCGUCGCAGCCGUGCUUGAUACCGCCCAAGCGUCCACCGCCUCCAUCGCGUCCUCAACUCCAAACGCCUGUGAAAGUACGCAAUGGUCCGCGCCCCGGUACAUUAGCGAGGCGUGAGCGUGCCAAACCGGUCUCACUCCCGGAGCGUUCAUUUCUAGGUUGCAGUCCUGUGCAUGCGUACGAAGUCUCAGUCAAAUUGGGGCAGGGCACAUUUGGAGAGGUAAAGCAAGGCAAACAACUAUCUACGGGUCGCAGUGUUGCGCUGAAAAAAGUCACCAUAUAUGAUGCUAAAGACGGACUUCCCAUCACUGCCCUACGUGAGAUCAAGUUGCUCAAGGCUCUUAAACAUCCCCAUAUCGUGUCUGUAAUCGACAUGGCAUACAAGCCAUCUUCAGAGCGCGGAAAAAUGGGAGAGGUGUACAUGGUGGAGCCGUACAUGGACCAUGACUUGAAUGGGUUGUUAGACAACCCUAAUGUUCAACUUCCCAUGAACCAAAUCAAGCUAUAUAUGCGCGAGCUACUCGAAGGCAUGAUGUAUUUACACAAGAAUCGCAUUAUGCAUCGUGACAUGAAGGCCGCCAACUUGCUGAUUGACAACAAUGGUCAACUGCAAAUUGCUGAUUUUGGUCUAGCUCGUCCCUUCCAUGACUUUGAUGAAGCUUGGCGCACGCGUGGAUGGGUUAGUACACACAAUUACACGGAAAUGGUCGUUACGCGUUGGUACCGCCCCCCAGAACUGCUUGUAGGCCAACGAAACUAUGGGCCAGCCAUUGACAUGUGGGGUGUUGGGUGCAUCUUGGCAGAAAUGAUCACACGCAAGCCCAUUUUCAAAGGCACGUCGGAGAUGAACCAGCUUGAAUUGAUUGCCGCGCUAUGUGGUUCACCCAACGACGAUAAUUUCCCGGGAUGGUCUAAGCUUCCAGGUGUGAAGAAUGCCACACCAUCUGGCCGUCCUGACAACAAUCCGAAUAUCAUCGGCCGUCACGACUUUGGUCGUCAUCCACGAGUAGUCAAGCAACAUUUCACGACGGUGGUCGAUUGUGGCCGAGAAUGUGCUGAUCUAAUUGAUCGUCUACUUGUACUGGAUCCAGCCAAACGACUGACGGCAGCAGAAGCCCUUGAACAUGAAUGGUUCUGGACCAAGCCCUUUCCUGCUGACCCGGCCUCCUUGCCUAAAUACCUGCCGUCCAAAGAAAUUGACCGCAACAAGCGAGCGCCUCAUAAUGGCAUGCCCAUGAAUCCUGUGGGUCGCCCCCCUAUAAUGACUCGUCCUCCUCCAUCUAUCAUACCGCCUGGUGGUAUGCAAUCACGCCCGCCUGCUGCACCCCACGGCUCGAUGGCUGUGCCGACAGGCAUGCCGCCACGACCACCACCAAGACUGGGUGGCAGUGGGGCAUAUCCACCGUUACCACGCCUUCCUGCCGCACCUUCCACUGGUACAGGAUAUGGCCGUCCAAAAGACUAUGGAUGGUACAAUCCAAGCGCACCACGAGGGAGCGGUGGUCCGCCGCCGCGGCCCUAUUAG